This is a messenger RNA of Protobothrops mucrosquamatus (brown spotted pit viper), 942 nucleotides long. Its product is annotated as olfactory receptor 13G1-like. The record is from RefSeq and is a predicted model, not a curated record. Gene Ontology annotation, molecular function: olfactory receptor activity; G protein-coupled receptor activity. The coding region runs from base 1 to 942 and encodes 313 amino acids. Gene Ontology annotation, cellular component: membrane. The transcript has a single exon. NCBI's taxonomy places the organism in Eukaryota, Metazoa, Chordata, Lepidosauria, Squamata, Viperidae. Gene Ontology annotation, biological process: G protein-coupled receptor signaling pathway.
AUGAAGAACACUUCCACUGUUAAAGAAUUCAUCUUGAUAGGUUUUUCGAGUUCCCUUGAAAAUGAAAUGCUCAUCUUUUGGACUUUCUUCAUCAUUUAUGGAUUGGCUAUGGUAGGAAAUUUCCUAAUCAUCCUAGCCAUGAGUGUCUGCAAGAAACUUCACACACCCAUGUACUUUUUGUUAAUCAAUUUGUCUAUUAUAAAUGUAUGUUCAAUUUCUAUAAUAGUUCCCAAAUUAUUGCAAAUUCUUAUAACCCAGAGAAAGACUAUUGUGUUUUCUGGCUGUAUUGCACAGGUAUUUCUCUUCACUUUGACUUUAGGAACAGAGCUCCUGCUUCUUGCAUUUAUGGCUUUUGAUCGCUAUGCUGCUAUCUGCCAACCUCUGCAAUAUACAGUAAUCAUGAGGAAAGAGGUUUGCUUUGGGACAAUGGUUGGACUUUGGCUGAUAGGUAUAAUAAAUUCCUCAGUUCAUACAGGACUUGUACUACAGCUUUUCUUCUGUGAUUCCAACAUCAUCAAUCACUUCUUUUGUGAGCUGCCACCAAUGUUCAAGAUCUCUUGUUCAGACACAAGCCUGAAUGAAAUCAUGGUUUUUGCAGCUUCCAUUGUCAUUGCCAUAGGCAGCUGUACCCUGACCUUCUUAUCUUAUUGGUUUAUACUGAGGAGCAUCUUCAGAAUCCGUUCCACAGAAGGAAAGAAGAAGGCCUUCUCCACAUGCUCUUCCCAUCUCUUGGUUGUCAGCUUUUACUAUUCCACCAUUAUCUAUACAUUCCUCCGUCCUGCUUCAAUGUACUCUUUAGAGGAAGACAAGGUGAUUGGUAUUAUUUAUUCUGUGGUCACUCCAGUCCUCAAUCCUCUUAUAUACUCUCUGCGAAACUCUGAUGUUAAGCAAGCUCUCAGAAAAUUAUUUGCCAGAAAAUUCUUCCAGCAAGAUCUGUUUUAA